Engraulis encrasicolus (European anchovy) is the source of this 3404-nucleotide messenger RNA. RefSeq names its product sterol 26-hydroxylase, mitochondrial. The record is from RefSeq and is a predicted model, not a curated record. The transcript has 9 exons. Gene Ontology annotation, cellular component: mitochondrial inner membrane. Gene Ontology annotation, molecular function: oxidoreductase activity, acting on paired donors, with incorporation or reduction of molecular oxygen; heme binding; iron ion binding. Gene Ontology annotation, biological process: C21-steroid hormone biosynthetic process; glucocorticoid biosynthetic process; cholesterol metabolic process. Bases 66 to 1664 code for a protein of 532 amino acids. Lineage: Eukaryota; Metazoa; Chordata; Actinopteri; Clupeiformes; Engraulidae.
UGAGGCGUGUAAGGGGAGAGCCACUGGCUGUAACGUAACAUUCCUCGGGCUGUGUGGUGCGGGUUAUGGCUGCACGGGUGGCUGUCAGCUGGGCUGGUCAGAGGAGCUCUCUGCUCCGACCGAAGCCUGUGCCCUCUGUCCCAGAAUGGAGUCGAACAGCCAGCGGAGACGCAGCAGCAGCAGCGGCAGUGGCGGCAGCAGCACCCGCGGGGAUCCUGGAUGGCAGCAAACUGAAGACGGCAGAUGACCUUCCACAGGUCAAGGCUUGGGAAAGCUUGUACAGAGUGAUUUUUAAAGGCUAUCUCAACCGGCUGCAUGAGCUCCAGAUACUUGACAAACAGCUAUAUGGACCCAUCUAUAGGACGGCAGCAGGCAACCAAUUCUCUAUAGUGUUGAACAGCGUGGAGCUGGUGGAGGAGCUCCUCAGGAAAGAUGAGAAGUUUCCCUCUCGCGGGGACAUGUCCCUCUGGACUGAGUAUCGAGACAUGAGAGACCUCGGUUAUGGCCCCUUCACAGAGGAGGGCCAAAAGUGGUACAAGCUGAGAGCUGUGCUCAACAAGCGCAUGCUGCACCCCAAGGACUCCGUGCAGUAUGGGGAUGUUGUCAAUGAGGUUGUCACAGACUUCAUUGGGAGAAUACAGCACCUUCGCAGGACCAGUCAAACUGGGGAUCUGGUUACCAACUUGUCCAAUGAGCUCUACCGCUUCUCUCUUGAGGGAAUCUCGUCUAUUCUCUUUGAAACUCGAAUUGGUUGUUUGGAAGAAUCGAUCCCAAAGGAGACCCAGGACUUCAUUGACUCCAUUGCAAAGAUGUUUACCUACAGCAUGCCUGUGGUGCUCACGCCUAAGUGGUCCCGCAACAUCCUGCCCUUUUGGAAUCGCUACAUCGCAGGAUGGGAGGGCAUCUUCAAGUUUGCUGGAAAGCUGGUAGACGCCAAGAUGGACGCCAUUCAGAAGUGCGUGGACGCCGGCAAAGAGGUGGAGGGGGAGUACCUGACCUACCUGCUCUCAAGCACCAACAUGAGUCACAAAGAGGUGUAUGGAAGUGUAGCGGAGUUGCUUUUGGCUGGAGUAGACACGACAUCAAACACCAUGAUGUGGACUUUCUAUCAGCUCUCAAGGGAGCCUGAAAUUCAAGACAUCUUGUACCAAGAAGUGAAGUCCACUAUUAAGGAGGAUAGAAUUCCCACGGCCCAGGAUGUCACAAACAUGCCUUAUCUCAAGGCUGUCAUCAAAGAAACGCUGAGAAUGUACCCCGUGGUACCAAUAAAUGGGCGACGCCUGACAGAAAAAGAUGUCGUAGUUGGAGGCUAUUAUUUUCCAAAAAAGACAAAUUUUUCAUUAUGCCAUUACUCCAUCUGUCACGAUGAGAAAGUCUUCUCUGAGCCGUCCAAGUUCAAACCGGAGCGCUUCUUAAGGGAUGGAAGGACCACCAGACCGAACCCCUUCGGCUCCAUCCCGUUUGGGUUCGGGGUGAGAGGCUGUGUCGGCCGGCGGAUUGCAGAGCUGGAGAUGUAUCUUGCUCUGGCAAGGAUCAUCAAGCAAUUUGAAAUCAGACCAGAUCCAACGGUCGGUGAUGUGAAGGUCAUAAACCGGAUCGUGCUGGUCGCGGACAGAGAAAUAAACUUGCACUUUAUAGAGAGGAGCCCAAGUGGAUCCUUGUGAAUCAGGAUGACUACUACUACACCUGUUAGUGGCCUUUUAAAGACAGAAGAGCACGCUUUACGUUUCGUAUUUUAGUUUUUGAAUGCUGUGAACAAUGAAGGAUUUAAGUUGUAGCCACAGGCACUUACAUUUUCUCCAAUUAACACAUGGUAUGCACAUCAAAUUUUUAUAUUGUAAAAAUAUAUAUUUAUAUAUUUGUAUAUACUGUAUCUCCAGCUGUCUGUUGUAUUCCUUGCAUUUCUUUGACUGUGGCUACAUUCAGACAGCCUUGCAUUUUCUAUUAGUAGCCUAUUUGGAAAGUGACCAAAUCCCCUUUGCUUGUGUUUGUCUAUUUGCAGUCAUUUCCAGGUCUACCCGUAAAGAAGUAACAUUUCACUUUGAAGUAUAAAAGUGCUACAAAGAAAUACCUUAGUAUAUCCAUUUAGAACAGGGGUAGACAAUUAGCGGCGUGGGGGCCAAAUCUGGCACGCCAUCAAUUAUAUUCAGCUCACGAGAUGCAGCAAAUAGCAACAGUGAGUGCCGUUAAAUAGCCUGAUUGAAAAAAAAAUGCAGACAGUAGUUCCAUGCUUCUUUGUUUGUCCUGCAUUCGGAAUCAACGUCUGGUUCCAUGGCUUUUGACAACGAAAUUUUGCAUUGAUAGCUAGAAAUCUUCUGCUAAUGAAACGUGUUAGAACAAUAAACAACUGGCACUUGUAUACAUUAGUUACAUUAGUAAAUUGUAUCUAUGGUCUUACUUUCCGGUUGUUAACUUCACAACAUAUGAGAUUGUUUGUGUUGUUUUGGUGUUCACUUUAUUUUGAUUUAUUUGAGCAGUGACCGACCGAAAUGCACAGAAUGGUUUGCCUUAUUACAAUAAUGACUCAAAAUUAUAUAAAUGUAUGGUUGUCAAAACUCAUUGAUUUUUUUAAUUAUCUUUAGGAUGCGCUGGAAAAGACAUGUGGACUGUCUGUCAGUUUGGACAUAAUCUCCAAAGGGAGUGUGGAUCUAUGACACUGAUGAAUGUAUUUCUAUGAAUAUGUCAAUAUAUUACAUAAAUGUAUAUUGUUUCAUAUAUUGCCAAGUUGACAUUCACCCCCAAUAAUGUUAUCUAUCUGUGUGUUUUGUUGUAUUGCUUCAGUGAGUACAUAGCCCAAGCCUAUACUACAUUAAAGGGUGCUCUGUCUAAAGUGUGUGUGAUGUGUUGGCACUCAAAUACAGUACAGAACAGACUGAUUUCACAUAUUAGUAGGCCUGAUUGUCCUUGGAUUAAAGAAAACGGGUUAGACAAAACCCUCCUCAUUACUUAUUAUUACAUUAGUACCUAUGGUGGAAUAACAAUGUAAUUUCAUGUAGGCUACUCUUGCUGUACUUCUAUGAAUCAAGAAUGUACUUGUUCCGUUGCUCUUCCAUUUUAUCAAACUCUGGUAGUGACCCUUACAAAAUAAUCCCUGCGCAUGUGAUGUAUCUGAUAUCGUCCCACAACUGUUGGCAAUAGGGUGGAUGAGUGCAGGCUGUCCAUGUAGGAUUUAAACCUGUGCCUAUAACUCCCCCCUGUGGUGAACGCUAUGUAGGUGCUGUUGAGUGUCUCAGGAAAAUGUGAGUUGAGUUCUAACCGGAUACAGUAGCCAGCCCCACCACAGUCCUUUCACGGGAUGCUAUCCUAUUUUGUAAAGCAGAGUAACGUCGUUUUUCUCAGAGCUGUCUCCAAAUCUCUAUUCAUUACAUAGUCUAUAACCAAGUUAUUGCGGAGGGUUAAAACAG